AGAGCUUCUCCAGCGUCAUGUUGUUUGGUCGGCGACUGCGGCGCGCCGUCUGACGCGUUCGAUUGCGUCACUUCCGCUCCCUCCCGGGAGGCGGUGCUGGGCCGGUGGCAAGCCCCCGGAGGGAGCCGCAGUAGUACGACGGAAGAUGGCGACGAGCGGCGGCGAUGAGGCGGCGGCAGCGGCGCCGGCGCCGGGGGCCCCGGCAGCGGGGGCGGACGCGACCCCGGGCUGGGAGGUGGCGGUGCGGCCCCUGCUGUCCGCGUCCUAUUCCGCCUUCGAGAUGAAGGAGUUGCCGCAGCUGGUGGCCUCAGUCAUCGAGAGUGAAUCAGAAAUCCUGCACCAUGAGAAGCAGUAUGAGCCAUUCUACUCAUCUUUUGUUGCACUUUCCACACACUAUAUUACAACCGUUUGCAGCCUCAUUCCUCGGAACCAGCUUCAGUCGGUGGCAGCAGCGUGUAAAGUCUUAAUUGAGUUUUCUCUCCUGCGCCUGGAGAAUCCAGAUGAGGCUUGUGCUGUGUCCCAGAAACACUUGAUUCUUCUAAUCAAGGGCCUAUGCACUGGCUGUAGUCGACUAGAUAGAACUGAAAUCAUCACAUUUACGGCGAUGAUGAAAUCUGCCAAGCUACCACAGACAGUGAAGACGCUUUCAGAUGUGGAGGAUCAGAAAGAGUUGGCUUCACCAGUAAGCCCUGAGCUGAGGCAGAAGGAGGUCCAGAUGAAUUUUUUGAACCAGCUGACCUCAGUUUUUAAUCCUAGAACUAUAGCAUCUCCACCUGUCAGUCCGCAGACUCUGGUGGAAGGGGAAAGUGAUGAGCAAUCAUCCACAGAUCAAGCUUCUGCUAUCAAAACCAAGAAUGUCUUCAUAGCUCAGAAUGUGGCUAGUCUUCAAGAGCUUGGUGGCUCAGAGAAGCUGCUGCGUGUAUGCUUGAACCUGCCAUAUUUCCUACGUUACAUCAAUCGCUUCCAAGAUGCAGUGCUGGCCAAUUCCUUCUUCAUCAUGCCUGCAACUGUUGCAGAUGCCACUGCAGUUCGUAACGGUUUUCAUUCCCUAGUGAUUGAUGUGACUAUGGCAUUGGAUACCCUUUCUUUACCUGUGUUGGAGCCUCUCAGUCCCUCCCGUCUACAAGAUGUGACGGUCCUCAGCCUCAGUUGUCUGUAUGCAGGUGUGAGUGUGGCAACCUGCAUGGCCAUCCUUCAUGUAGGCAGUGCCCAGCAAGUGCGGACAGGGUCUACGAGCUCCAAAGAAGAAGACUAUGAAAGUGAUGCAGCUACGAUUGUCCAGAAAUGUCUUGAAAUCUAUGACAUGAUUGGACAAGCAAUCAGCAGUUCACGCCGGGCUGGUGGUGAGCACUAUCAGAACUUCCAAUUGCUGGGUGCCUGGUGUUUGUUAAACAGCCUUUUCCUCAUUUUGAACCUGAGUCCUACUGCCUUGGCUGAUAAGGGGAAAGAGAAAGAUCCACUGGCUGCUCUCCGAGUCAGAGACAUCCUUUCUCGUACAAAAGAAGGAGUGGGCUCUCCUAAACUGGGGCCUGGAAAAGGGCAUCAGGGAUUUGGGGUGCUCUCAGUAAUAUUAGCAAACCAUGCCAUCAAGCUGCUAACUUCUCUCUUUCAAGACCUGCAGGUGGAGGCCCUUCACAAGGGUUGGGAGACAGAUGGGCCCCCUGCAGUCCUGAGCAUUAUGGCCCAGAGCACUUCCAUACAAAGGAUUCAACGGCUGAUUGACUCCGUGCCACUGACAAACCUGCUCUUGACGUUACUCUCAACCUCCUACAGAAAGGCUUGUGUCCUGCAACGGCAGAGGAAGGGCUCCAUGAGCAGUGACGCAAGCGCCUCCACGGACUCCAACACUUACUACGAGGAUGAUUUCAGUAGCACAGAGGAAGACAGCAGCCAAGAUGAUGACAGCGAGCCUAUUUUGGGGCAGUGGUUUGAGGAGACCAUCUCUCCCAGUAAAGAGAAAGUGGCACCCCCGCCCCCUCCUCCACCUCCCCCGCUGGAGAGCUCGCCUCGUGUUAAAAGCCCCAGUAAGCAGGCCCCUGGGGAAAAGGGCAACAUUUUGGCAAGUCGCAAAGAUCCUGAAUUGUUCUUAGGUCUGGCUUCCAACAUUUUGAACUUCAUCACCUCUUCCAUGCUGAACUCUAGGAAUAAUUUUAUCCGAAACUAUCUGAGUGUAUCUCUGUCAGAACAUCAUAUGGCCACCCUGGCCAGUAUCAUCAAGGAGGUGGACAAGGAUGGAUUGAAGGGUUCAUCAGAUGAAGAGUUUGCUGCUGCUCUGUAUCACUUCAACCACUCCUUGGUAACUUCGGACCUUCAGUCCCCUAACCUUCAGAUGGCCACAACAGCUGAAGCUGGGCCAGACCGAGGCCAGGAGCCUGGAAGUCCAUCCUGGUAUCCCAUAUGGCUGAAUACCCUGUUGCAGCAGCUGGGCGUCGCUCCUUUUGCUGACGGCCCUUGGCCCUUGUACAUCCACCCUCAAGGCCUCUCCGUGCUUUCACGUCUCCUGCUCCUCUGGCAGCAUAAAGCUGGCACCCAAGGUGACCCUGACGUCCCUGAAUGCCUGAAAGUGUGGGACAGAUUUUUGUCUACAAUGAAGCAGAAUGCCCUGCAAGGUGUGGUGCCCAGUGAGACAGAGGACUUGAACGUAGAGCACCUGCAGCUGCUGCUCCUCAUCUUCCACAACUUCACCGAGCAGGGCCGGCGCACCGUAUUCACCCUCUUUGUCCAGAUUAUCCAGGAGCUGAGUGGCCACAUGGAUGCUCAGAUGCGCUCCGUGCCUCUCAUCCUGGCCCGCCUCCUGUUGAUCUUUGAUUACCUACUUCAUCAGUACUCCAAAGCCCCUGUUUAUCUGUUUGAGCAGGUGCAGCAUAACCUGCUGAGUCCUCCUUAUGGGUGGGCAAGUGGAUCCCAGGACAGCAACAGCCGCCGGGCAACCACGCCUCUCUACCAUGGGUUUAAAGAGGUAGAAGAAAACUGGGCUAAGCAUUUUUCUUCAGAUGCUGUCCCACAACCCAGAUUCUACUGUGUCCUGUCCCCAGAAGCCUCAGAGGAUGAUUUGAACCGACUUGAUUCUGUGGCAUGUGAUGUGCUUUUCUCCAAGCUUGUUAAAUACGACGAGCUUUACACUGCCCUCACAGCCCUGCUUGCAGCUGGGUCCCAGCUUGACACGGUCAGGAGGAAGGAAAACAAGAAUGUGACAGCCCUGGAGGCCUGUGCCCUUCAGUAUUACUUCUUAAUAUUAUGGAGGAUCCUAGGAAUUUUGCCACCAUCAAAGACUUACAUGAAUCAGUUGGCCAUGAACUCUCCUGAGAUGAGUGAAUGUGACAUCUUACACACCCUGCGAUGGUCUUCCCGCCUCAGGAUCAGCUCCUAUGUCAGCUGGAUAAAGGAUCACCUUAUCAAACAGGGGAUGAAGAUGGAUCAUGCUGGCUCUCUCAUAGAACUGGCCUCUACCAAGUGUAGCUCAGUGAAGUACGAUGUUGAAAUUGUAGAGGAAUACUUUGCUCGACAGAUCUCGUCGUUCUGUAGCAUCGACUGCACCACCAUCUUGCAGCUCCAUGAAAUUCCCAGCCUGCAGUCCAUUUACACCCUGGACGCUGCCAUCUCCAAGGUCCAGGUCUCAUUGGAUGAGCAUUUUUCUAAGAUGGCUGCUGAGACCGAUCCUCAGAAAUCAUCUGAGAUUACCAAGAAUCUCCUUCCAGCCACGCUGCAGCUCAUUGACACCUAUGCAUCAUUCACCAGAGCCUAUUUGCUGCAGAACUUUAGUGAAGAGGGAACCACUGAAAAACCUUCCAAGGAGAAGCUGCAUGGCUUUGCUGCUGUUUUGGCUAUUGGCUCUAGUAGGUGCAAGGCGAAUACACUCGGUCCAACACUGGUUCAGAACUUGCCCUCCUCGGUGCAGGCUGUGUGUGAGUCCUGGAACAACAUCAAUACCAAUGAAUUUCCCAAUAUUGGAUCCUGGCGCAAUGCCUUUGCCAAUGACACCAUCCCUUCAGAGAGUUAUAUCAGUGCUGUGCAAGCUGCUCACCUGGGGACUCUCUGUGGCCAGAGUCUGCCCCUGGCUGCUUCCCUGAAGCAUACCCUCCUCUCCCUGGUCCGGUUAACGGGAGAUCUUAUCGUUUGGUCAGAUGAGAUGAACCCACCACAGGUAAUUCGGACCCUGCUGCCCCUUCUUUUGGAGUCGAGCACUGAGAGCGUUGCUGAGAUCAGUAGCAACUCCCUGGAACGCAUCUUGGGCCCUGCAGAGUCUGAUGAGUUCUUGGCCCGGGUUUAUGAGAAGCUGAUCACUGGCUGUUACAACAUUCUGGCCAAUCAUGCGGACCCCAACAGUGGACUGGAUGAAUCCAUCUUGGAGGAAUGUCUCCAGUAUUUGGAAAAACAACUGGAAAGCAGCCAGGCUCGCAAAGCUAUGGAGGAAUUUUUCUCUGACAGUGGAGAACUUGUGCAGAUCAUGAUGGCAACAGCCAAUGAGAACCUCUCUGCUAAAUUCUGUAACCGAGUUUUGAAAUUCUUCACCAAACUCUUCCAGCUGACUGAGAAGAGCCCUAAUCCUAGCCUCUUGCAUCUCUGCGGCUCUCUGGCACAGCUGGCUUGUGUGGAACCUGUACGUCUGCAGGCCUGGCUCACACGCAUGACAACGUCACCCCCAAAAGAUUCUGAUCAGCUGGACAUAAUUCAGGAGAACCGGCAGCUGUUGCAGUUACUGACCACAUACAUUGUUAGGGAAAACAGCCAAGUUGGGGAAGGUGUGUGUGCUGUACUUCUGGGCACCCUGACCCCCAUGGCAACAGAGAUGCUCACUAACGGUGAUGGGACUGGCUUCCCUGAACUCAUGGUUGUGAUGGCCACUCUGGCCAGUGCAGGUCAAGGUGCUGGUCACCUUCAACUCCAUAAUGCUGCUGUGGACUGGCUGGGCAGAUGUAAGAAAUACCUGUCACAGAAGAAUGUCGUUGAAAAACUGAAUGCCAAUGUAAUGCAUGGGAAGCAUGUGAUAGUCUUGGAGUGCACAUGUCACAUUAUGUCUUACCUGGCUGAUGUCACGAACGCUCUGAGCCAGAGUAAUGGUCAAGGUCCAAGUCAUCUGUCAGUGGAUGGGGAAGAGAGGGCCAUUGAAGUGGACUCGGAUUGGGUGGAGGAGUUGGCAGUGGAAGAGGAAGAUUCCCAGGCUGAGGAUUCAGAUGAAGACUCGCUUUGCAAUAAACUCUGCACUUUUACGAUCACACAGAAAGAAUUCAUGAACCAGCACUGGUAUCACUGUCACACCUGUAAAAUGGUUGACGGGGUGGGUGUGUGCACGGUGUGUGCUAAGGUGUGCCACAAGGAUCAUGAGAUUUCCUAUGCCAAGUAUGGGUCCUUCUUCUGUGACUGUGGAGCCAAGGAAGAUGGCAGCUGUUUGGCACUGGUGAAGAGGACUCCUAGCAGUGGCAUGAGCUCCACCAUGAAGGAGUCAGCAUUUCAAAGUGAACCCAGGGUUUCAGAGAGUCUGGUGCGCCAUGCCAGCACCUCGCCAGCUGACAAGGCCAAGGUUACCAUCAGUGAUGGAAAAGUUGCUGAUGAAGAAAAGCCCAAAAAGAGCAGCCUGUGCCGUACAGUAGAGGGCUGCCGGGAGGAGCUGCAGAACCAGGCCAAUUUCUCCUUCGCUCCUCUUGUGUUAGACAUGCUCAAUUUCCUCAUGGAUGCCAUUCAGACCAACUUUCAGCAAGCGUCAGCUGUGGGUAGCAGCAGCCGGGCUCAGCAGGCCCUCAGUGAGCUGCAUACAGUGGACAAGGUGGUUGAGAUGACGGAUCAACUGAUGGUUCCCACCUUAGGCUCUCAGGAAGGUGCCUUUGAGAAUGUUCGGAUGAAUUAUAGUGGAGAUCAAGGCCAGACAAUUCGGCAGCUGAUCAGUGCCCAUGUGCUCAGGCGGGUGGCUAUGUGUGUCCUCUCUUCCCCUCACGGACGCCGCCAGCAUUUGGCUGUCAGCCACGAAAAGGGCAAGAUCACUGUUCUGCAGCUCUCUGCACUCUUGAAGCAAGCCGAUUCCAGCAAAAGGAAGUUGACUCUGACCCGCUUGGCUUCUGCCCCAGUCCCGUUUACUGUGCUGAGCCUCACUGGAAAUCCCUGCAAGGAGGACUACCUGGCAGUUUGUGGGCUAAAGGACUGCCACGUGCUCACCUUUAGUAGCUCAGGCUCUGUGUCGGAUCACUUGGUGUUGCAUCCCCAGUUGGCAACAGGGAACUUCAUCAUCAAAGCUGUGUGGUUGCCUGGUUCACAGACUGAGUUGGCAAUUGUCACUGCAGACUUUGUCAAGAUUUAUGACCUGUCUGUUGACGCCUUGAGUCCAACCUUCUACUUUCUUCUGCCGAGCUCAAAGAUAAGAGACGUCACUUUUCUCUUCAAUGAGGAGGGGAAGAACAUCAUCGUCAUAAUGUCUUCAGCUGGCUACAUCUACACACAGCUAAUGGAAGAGGCCAGCAGCGCCCAGCAGGGGCCCUUCUAUGUCACUAAUGUGCUGGAAAUCAACCAUGAAGACUUGAAGGACAGUAACAGCCAGGUGGCAGGUGGUGGUGUGUCCGUGUACUACUCCCAUGUGUUGCAGAUGCUGUUCUUCAGCUAUUGUCAAGGCAAAUCAUUCGCAGCCACCAUCAGCAGGAUGACUCUGGAGGUGUUACAGCUCUUCCCCAUCAACAUCAAAAGUUCCAAUGGUGGCAGUAAGACUUCUCCUGCACUUUGCCAGUGGUCUGAGGUGAUGAACCACCCUGGCUUGGUGUGCUGUGUCCAGCAAACCACAGGUGUGCCGCUGGUGAUCAUGGUGAGGCCAGACACCCUUCUCAUCCAGGAGAUCAAGACUCUUCCUGCUAAAGCAAAGAUCCAAGACAUGGUUGCUAUUAGGCACACAGCCUGCAAUGAGCAGCAGCGGACAACCAUGAUCUUGCUGUGUGAAGAUGGCAGCCUGCGUAUUUAUAUGGCCAAUGUGGAAAACACCUCCUAUUGGCUCCAACCAUCCCUGCAGCCCAGUAGUGUCAUUAGUAUAAUGAAGCCUGUUCGAAAACGCAAAACAGCCACGAUCACAACCCGCACAUCCAGCCAGGUGACUUUCCCUAUUGACUUCUUUGAACACAACCAGCAGUUGACAGAUGUGGAGUUUGGUGGCAAUGACCUCCUGCAGGUCUACAAUGCACAACAGAUAAAGCACCGGCUGAAUUCCACUGGCAUGUAUGUGGCCAACACCAAGCCUGGUGGCUUCACCAUUGAGAUUAGUAACAACAACAGCACCAUGGUGAUGACAGGCAUGCGGAUCCAGAUUGGGACCCAGGCAAUUGAGCGAGCCCCAUCUUAUAUUGAAAUCUUCGGCAGAACCAUGCAGCUCAACCUGAGUCGAUCACGCUGGUUUGACUUCCCGUUCACCAGAGAAGAAGCCCUGCAAGCUGACAAGAAGCUGAACCUCUUCAUCGGGGCCUCGGUGGAUCCAGCAGGUGUCACCAUGAUAGAUGCUGUAAAAAUUUAUGGCAAGACUAAGGAGCAGUUUGGUUGGCCUGAUGAGCCCCCUGAAGAAUUCCCUUCUGCCUCUGUCAGCAACAUCUGCCCUUCAAACCUGAACCAGAGUAAUGGCACUGGAGACAGCGACUCAGCUGCCCCUACUACGACCAGUGGAACUGUCCUGGAGAGUUCUGAAACUGAGUCCUUAACCAAGCUGGACCGGCUGGUUGUGAGUUCUUUAGAAGCCCUGGAAAGCUGCUUUGCUGUUGGUCCAAUCAUCGAGAAGGAGAGAAACAAGAAUGCGGCUCAGGAGCUGGCAACUUUGCUUCUGUCCCUGCCAGCACCUGCCAGUGUCCAGCAGCAGUCCAAGAGCCUCCUGGCCAGCCUGCACACCAGCCGCUCGGCCUAUCACAGCCACAAGGAUCAGGCCUUGCUGAGCAAAGCCGUGCAGUGUCUCAACACAUCCACCAAAGAAGGCAAAGAUUUGGACCCCGAGGUGUUCCAGAGGCUGGUGAUCACAGCUCGUUCCAUUGCCAUCAUGCGCCCUAACAACCUUGUCCAUUUUACGGAGUCAAAGCUGCCUCAGAUGGAAACAGACUGUUUUUUUCCUAGAUGUGCCUGCUGGAGUCUAGGGAUAGUUGGCAUAUUGACUGGGGCCCCACUUGAAACUCCCUCCCCAGAAGGAGCGGAUGAGGGGAAAGAACCGCAGAAGCAGCUGGAAGGAGAUUGCUGUAGUUUCAUCACUCAGCUUGUGAACCACUUCUGGAAGCUGCAUGCAUCCAAACCCAAGAAUGCCUUCUUGGCACCUGCCUGCCUUCCAGGCCUAACUCACAUAGAAGCUACUGUCAAUGCACUGGUAGACAUUAUCCAUGGCUACUGUACUUGUGAGCUGGACUGUAUUAACACAGCAUCCAAGAUCUACAUGCAGAUGCUAUUGUGUCCUGAUCCUGCUGUGAGCUUCUCUUGUAAACAAGCUUUAAUUCGAGUCCUAAGGCCCAGGAACAAACGGAGACAUGUGACAUUGCCCUCCUCCCCUCGAAGCAACACGCCAAUGGGAGACAAGGAUGAUGAUGAUGAUGAUGAUGCAGAUGAGAAAAUGCAGUCAUCAGGGAUCCCGAAUGGUGGUCACAUCCGUCAGGAAAGCCAGGAGCAGAGUGAGGUGGACCAUGGAGAUUUCGAGAUGGUGUCUGAGUCGAUGGUCCUGGAAACAGCUGAAAAUGUCAACAAUGGCAACCCGUCUCCCCUGGAGGCCCUACUGGCAGGUGCAGAGGGCUUCCCCCCCAUGCUGGACAUCCCGCCCGAUGCCGAUGAUGAGACCAUGGUGGAGCUUGCCAUCGCCCUGAGCCUGCAGCAGGACCAGCAAGGCAGCAGCAGCAGUGCCCUGGGCCUGCAGAGCCUGGGACUGUCCGGCCAGGCACCCAGCUCUUCCUCUCUGGACGCAGGAACCCUCUCUGACACCACAGCAUCAGCUCCAGCCUCAGACGACGAGGGCAGCACAGCAGCAACGGAUGGCUCUACCCUUCGGACCUCUCCUGCCGACCAUGGUGGCAGUGUGGGCUCGGAGAGCGGCGGAAGUGCGGUGGACUCAGUGGCUGGCGAGCACAGUGUGUCUGGCCGGAGCAGUGCUUAUGGUGAUGCCACGGCUGAGGGUCAUCCAGCUGGACCAGGAAGUGUCAGCUCAAGCACUGGCGCCAUCAGCACCACCACUGGGCACCAGGAGGGAGAUGGCUCUGAGGGAGAAGGAGAAGGGGAAACUGAAGGAGACGUCCACACCAGCAAUCGGCUGCACAUGGUCCGUCUGAUGCUGUUGGAGAGAUUGCUGCAGACUUUGCCCCAGCUGCGAGGUGUGGGAGGUGUCCGGGCCAUCCCCUACAUGCAGGUCAUUCUGAUGCUCACUACAGAUCUGGAUGGAGAAGAUGAGAAAGACAAGGGAGCCCUGGACAACCUGCUGUCUCAACUUAUUGCAGAACUAGGCAUGGAUAAAAAGGAUGUGUCCAAGAAGAAUGAGCGCAGUGCCCUGAAUGAAGUCCAUCUGGUGGUAAUGAGACUCCUGAGUGUCUUCAUGUCCCGCACAAAAUCUGGGUCCAAGUCUUCUGUCUGUGAGUCGUCUUCCCUCCUCUCCAGUGCCACAGCAGCAGCCCUGCUAAGCUCUGGGGCUGUUGACUACUGCCUGCAUGUGCUUAAAGCCCUGUUGGAGCAUUGGAAGAGCCAGCAGAGUGAUGAGGAACCUGUAGCUGCCAGCCAGCUACUGAAGCCACACGCCACGUCGUCCCCACCUGACAUGAGCCCCUUCUUUCUCCGCCAGUACGUGAAGGGUCAUGCUGCUGAUGUGUUUGAGGCCUAUACUCAGCUUCUGACAGAAAUGGUUCUGAGGCUUCCAUACCAAAUCAAAAAGAUCGCGGACACCAACUCUCGAAUCCCACCUCCUGUCUUUGACCACUCAUGGUUUUACUUCCUCUCAGAGUACCUGAUGAUCCAGCAGACACCAUUUGUGCGUCGUCAAGUCCGCAAACUUUUGCUGUUCAUCUGUGGAUCGAAGGAGAAGUACCGCCAGCUCCGGGAUUUGCACACCCUGGACUCCCACGUGCGUGGGAUCAAGAAGCUGCUGGAGGAACAGGGAAUAUUCCUCAGGGCCAGUGUGGUGACAGCCAGCUCAGGCUCUGCUUUGCAGUACGACACACUCAUCAGCCUGAUGGAGCACCUGAAAGCCUGUGCGGAGAUUGCUGCCCAGAGAACCAUCAACUGGCAGAAAUUCUGCAUCAAAGAUGACUCCGUCCUGUAUUUCCUUCUCCAAGUGAGUUUCCUGGUGGACGAGGGGGUGUCCCCUGUGCUGCUGCAGCUGCUGUCCUGUGCUUUGUGUGGCAGCAAAGUGCUCGCUGCCCUGGCAGCCUCUGCAGGGUCCUCCAGCACAGCUUCCGCCUCAGCCCCUGCGGCCUCCAGUUCCGGACAGGCCACAGCACAGUCCAAGUCUUCUACUAAAAAGAGUAAGAAGGAAGACAAGGAAAAGGAGAAGGACGGUGAGAGCUCAGGCAGCCAGGAGGACCAGCUAUGCACUGCUUUGGUGAACCAACUGAAUAAGUUUGCCGAUAAGGAAACCCUGAUCCAGUUUCUGCGUUGCUUCCUGUUAGAGUCCAAUUCUUCCUCAGUGCGCUGGCAGGCCCACUGCCUGACGCUCCAUAUCUAUAGAAACUCCAACAAGUCCCAACAGGAGCUCCUGCUAGAUCUGAUGUGGUCCAUAUGGCCAGAACUCCCUGCCUAUGGUCGGAAGGCGGCCCAGUUUGUAGACCUUCUAGGAUAUUUCUCCUUGAAAACACCACAGACUGAGAAGAAGCUGAAGGAGUAUUCUCAGAAGGCAGUGGAGAUACUGCGCACUCAGAACCAUAUUCUUACCAACCAUCCCAACUCCAACAUUUAUAAUACUUUGUCCGGCUUAGUGGAAUUUGAUGGCUACUACCUGGAGAGUGACCCCUGCUUGGUGUGUAAUAAUCCAGAAGUGCCAUUUUGUUAUAUCAAGCUGUCUUCCAUUAAAGUGGACACACGCUACACCACCACCCAGCAAGUUGUGAAGCUCAUUGGCAGUCAUACCAUCAGCAAAGUGACAGUAAAAAUUGGGGACCUGAAACGGACCAAGAUGGUGCGGACUAUCAACCUCUAUUACAACAACCGAACUGUGCAGGCCAUCGUGGAACUGAAAAACAAGCCGGCUCGUUGGCACAAAGCCAAGAAGGUCCAGCUGACCCCUGGGCAGACAGAGGUGAAGAUCGACCUGCCAUUGCCCAUUGUGGCCUCCAAUCUGAUGAUUGAGUUUGCAGACUUCUAUGAAAACUACCAGGCCUCCACAGAGACCCUGCAGUGCCCACGCUGCAGUGCCUCAGUCCCUGCCAACCCAGGGGUCUGUGGCAAUUGUGGAGAAAAUGUUUAUCAGUGUCAUAAAUGCAGGUCCAUCAACUAUGAUGAAAAAGAUCCCUUCCUCUGCAAUGCCUGUGGCUUCUGUAAAUAUGCUCGCUUUGACUUCAUGCUCUAUGCCAAGCCUUGCUGUGCAGUGGAUCCCAUUGAGAAUGAAGAAGACCGGAAGAAGGCUGUCUCCAACAUCAAUACGCUUCUGGACAAAGCAGACCGCGUGUAUCAUCAGCUGAUGGGACAUCGGCCGCAACUGGAGAACCUGCUUUGCAAAGUGAAUGAGGCAGCCCCAGAAAAGCCCCAGGAUGACUCAGGAACAGCAGGAGGCAUCAGCUCUACUUCAGCCAGUGUGAAUCGCUACAUCUUGCAGUUGGCUCAGGAAUACUGCGGAGACUGCAAGAAUUCUUUUGACGAACUCUCCAAAAUCAUCCAGAAAGUCUUUGCUUCGCGCAAAGAGUUGUUGGAAUAUGACCUGCAGCAGAGGGAAGCAGCCACCAAAUCGUCCCGGACCUCUGUGCAGCCCACAUUCACUGCCAGCCAGUACCGCGCCUUAUCUGUCCUGGGCUGCGGCCACACCUCCUCCACCAAGUGCUAUGGCUGUGCCUCAGCUGUCACAGAACAUUGUAUCACACUGUUGCGAGCCCUGGCCACCAAUCCAGCCCUGAGGCACAUCCUUGUCUCCCAGGGACUUAUUCGGGAACUGUUUGAUUAUAAUCUUCGCCGGGGGGCUGCGGCCAUGAGGGAGGAGGUCCGCCAGCUUAUGUGCCUCCUAACUCGAGAUAAUCCGGAAGCCACACAGCAAAUGAAUGACCUGAUCAUUGGCAAAGUCUCCACUGCCCUCAAAGGCCACUGGGCCAACCCUGAUCUGGCGAGUAGCCUUCAGUAUGAAAUGCUGCUGCUGACGGAUUCCAUCUCAAAGGAGGACAGUUGCUGGGAGCUCCGGUUACGCUGUGCUCUUAGCCUUUUCCUCAUGGCUGUAAACAUUAAGACUCCCGUGGUUGUUGAGAACAUCACCCUCAUGUGCCUGCGGAUCUUGCAGAAGCUGAUUAAACCACCUGCUCCAACCAGCAAGAAGAACAAGGAUGUCCCCGUUGAGGCACUCACCACAGUGAAGCCUUAUUGCAACGAGAUCCAUGCCCAGGCUCAGCUGUGGCUCAAGAGAGAUCCAAAGGCAUCCUAUGAAGCCUGGAAGAAGUGUCUUCCUAUCAGAGGGAUAGAUGGCAAUGGGAAAGCCCCCAGCAAAUCAGAGCUCCGCCAUCUCUAUUUGACUGAGAAGUACGUGUGGAGGUGGAAGCAGUUCCUGAGUCGUCGGGGGAAGAGGACCUCCCCAUUAGAUCUCAAACUGGGGCAUAACAACUGGCUGCGGCAGGUGCUCUUCACUCCAGCCACACAGGCUGCACGGCAGGCCGCCUGCACCAUCGUGGAAGCUCUGGCCACCAUCCCCAGCCGCAAGCAACAGGUCCUCGACCUCCUCACCAGUUACCUGGAUGAACUGAGCGUAGCUGGGGAGUGUGCGGCCGAGUACUUGGCUCUCUACCAGAAGCUCACCACUUCAGCUCACUGGAAAGUCUACCUGGCCGCUCGGGGAGUCCUGCCCUAUGUGGGCAACCUCAUCACCAAGGAAAUAGCUCGCUUGUUGGCCCUGGAGGAGGCCACUCUGAGCACUGAUCUGCAGCAAGGCUAUGCCCUCAAAAGCCUCACAGGCCUUCUCUCCUCUUUUGUUGAGGUGGAAUCAAUCAAAAGGCACUUUAAAAGUCGCUUGGUGGGCACAGUGCUGAAUGGAUACCUAUGCCUGCGGAAGCUGGUGGUGCAGAGAACCAAACUGAUUGAUGAGACGCAGGACAUGCUGCUGGAGAUGCUGGAGGACAUGACCACAGGUACAGAGUCGGAAACCAAGGCUUUCAUGGCUGUGUGCAUUGAGACAGCCAAGCGCUACCACCUGGAUGACUACCGAACUCCUGUGUUCAUCUUUGAGAGGCUCUGUAGCAUCAUCUAUCCUGAGGAGAAUGAAGUCACUGAGUUCUUUGUGACCCUGGAAAAGGACCCCCAGCAAGAAGACUUCUUACAGGGCAGGAUGCCCGGGAACCCAUAUAGCAGCAACGAGCCAGGCAUCGGGCCGCUCAUGAGGGACAUAAAGAACAAGAUUUGCCAGGACUGCGACCUGGUGGCUCUCCUGGAGGAUGACAGUGGGAUGGAGCUUCUGGUGAACAAUAAAAUCAUCAGUUUGGACCUUCCUGUGGCCGAGGUUUACAAGAAAGUCUGGUGUACCACAAAUGAGGGGGAGCCCAUGAGGAUUGUUUAUCGGAUGCGGGGGCUGCUGGGUGAUGCAACCGAGGAAUUCAUCGAGUCGCUGGACUCCACCACAGAUGAAGAAGAAGAUGAAGAAGAAGUGUACAAGAUGGCUGGGGUGAUGGCCCAGUGUGGGGGCUUGGACUGCAUGCUUACCAGACUGGCAGGGAUCAGAGAUUUCAAGCAGGGGCGUCACCUUCUAACAGUGCUGCUAAAAUUGUUCAGUUAUUGUGUGAAGGUUAAAGUCAACCGUCAGCAGCUGGUCAAACUGGAAAUGAACACUUUGAACGUCAUGCUGGGGACUCUAAACCUGGCCCUGGUAGCUGAGCAGGAAAGCAAGGACAGUGGGGGAGCAGCUGUGGCUGAGCAGGUGCUUAGCAUCAUGGAGAUCAUUUUAGAUGAGUCCAACGCUGAGCCCCUGAGUGAAGACAAGGGAAACCUCCUCCUGACAGGUGACAAGGAUCAACUUGUGAUGCUCUUGGACCAGAUCAACAGUACCUUCGUGCGCUCCAACCCCAGUGUGCUCCAGGGCCUGCUUCGCAUUAUCCCAUACCUUUCCUUUGGAGAGGUGGAGAAAAUGCAGAUCCUGGUGGAGCGAUUCAAACCAUACUGCAACUUUGAUAAGUACGAUGAAGACCACAGCGGCGAUGACAAAGUCUUCCUGGACUGCUUCUGCAAGAUAGCAGCCGGCAUCAAGAACAACAGCAAUGGGCAUCAGCUGAAGGAUCUGAUCCUGCAGAAGGGAAUCACCCAGAAUGCCCUUGACUACAUGAAAAAGCACAUCCCCAGUGCCAAGAAUUUGGAUGCUGACAUCUGGAAAAAGUUUUUGUCUCGCCCAGCUCUGCCGUUUAUCCUGAGGCUUCUCCGGGGGCUGGCCAUCCAGCACCCUGCCACCCAGGUUCUGAUCGGAACUGACUCCAUCACAAACCUGCAUAAACUGGAGCAGGUGUCCAGUGACGAGGGCAUUGGGACCCUGGCAGAGAACCUGUUAGAGGCACUGCGGGAACACCCUGAUGUAAACAAGAAGAUUGACGCGGCCCGCAGAGAGACCCGGGCUGAGAAGAAGCGCAUGGCCAUGGCGAUGCGGCAGAAGGCUCUGGGCACUCUGGGCAUGACGACAAACGAAAAGGGCCAGGUCGUGACCAAGACGGCGCUCCUGAAGCAGAUGGAGGAGCUGAUCGAGGAGCCGGGCCUCACGUGCUGCAUCUGCAGGGAGGGCUACAAGUUCCAGCCUACCAAGGUGCUGGGCAUUUAUACCUUCACGAAGCGGGUAGCCUUGGAGGAGAUGGAGAACAAGCCCCGGAAGCAGCAGGGCUACAGCACCGUGUCCCACUUCAACAUCGUGCACUACGAUUGCCACCUUGCUGCUGUCAGGUUGGCUCGCGGCCGGGAAGAGUGGGAAAGUGCUGCCCUUCAGAAUGCCAACACCAAGUGCAAUGGGCUCCUUCCUGUCUGGGGUCCCCAUGUCCCUGAAUCAGCUUUUGCCACUUGCUUGGCAAGGCACAAUACUUACCUCCAGGAAUGCACGGGCCAGCGGGAGCCCACGUACCAGCUCAACAUCCACGACAUCAAGCUGCUGUUCCUGCGCUUCGCCAUGGAGCAGUCGUUCAGUGCGGACACCGGCGGGGGCGGCCGGGAGAGCAACAUCCACCUGAUCCCAUACAUCAUUCACACUGUGCUUUAUGUCCUGAACACGACCCGAGCAACUUCCCGAGAAGAAAAGAACCUCCAAGGCUUCUUGGAGCAGCCCAAGGAGAAGUGGGUGGAAAGCGCCUUCGAGGUGGACGGGCCCCACUACUUCACAGCGCUAGCACUGCACGUCCUGCCCCCUGAGCAGUGGAGAGCCGUUCGCCUGGAGAUCCUGCGGAGGCUGCUGGUGACCUCACAGGCCCGGGCAGUGGCUCCAGGGGGUGCCACCAGGCUGGCAGACAAGGCUGUGAAGGACUAUUCCACCUACCGUUCUUCCCUUCUGUUUUGGGCCCUCGUCGAUCUCAUUUACAACAUGUUUAAGAAGGUGCCUACCAGUAACACGGAGGGAGGCUGGUCCUGCUCUCUGGCCGAGUACAUCCGCCACAACGACAUGCCUGUCUACGAGGCUGCCGACAAAGCUCUGGAGACCUUCCAGGAGGAGUUCGUGCCAGUGGAGACUUUCUCAGAGUUCCUUGAUGUGGCCGGUCUCCUCUCAGAAAUCACUGACCCGGAGAGCUUCCUGAAGGACCUGUUCAAUUCAGUCCCCUGACCGCCACGCGGACACCACUGUUGACGAAGACUGAAGCGAGCUUGCUUCCCGCCCUCUGUCCCUUCCCGCGCGCCGACUCCCCAUGGGGUGCUGCAUCAUUGCCUCCCCCCAUCCCUGGUUUUUUCCUGGAGUGGCUUGGAGUUUUAGGCUUCCUGUUUGUCUGUGCGUGUGGUGCACUAGCGCUGAAGUUGUCUGUGACCCCAGCCAUAGAAGGACCUGUACAUACCUGGGAACCACGGCUUGUCCUGGCCAGCGUAAUACUUGAGUGUGCACAUCUUGAGAAAUAAAUGAAUGACUGAA
Molecule: messenger RNA, 16183 nt
Organism: Oryctolagus cuniculus (rabbit)
Lineage: Eukaryota; Metazoa; Chordata; Mammalia; Lagomorpha; Leporidae
Gene: UBR4
Product: ubiquitin protein ligase E3 component n-recognin 4
Biological process (GO): ubiquitin-dependent protein catabolic process
Cellular component (GO): cytosol; centrosome; membrane
Molecular function (GO): ubiquitin-protein transferase activity; zinc ion binding; protein binding
Source: RefSeq, a predicted model, not a curated record